GAAACUUCUCGUCGUUUCCUGCGCGUGAACGACCUCACGUCCUCGAAAAAGCAGUGCUGCUGAGGAGCUUGGACUUCUGUCCUCUGUGCGGGUGUUUGGGCAAUUUUCAGAGCCGCAAUCAUGGUUUUCGAGAGGAAGAUGAUCACGUACGACGACCCCGAAGAGGAGGAGGAAAAUGCUGAGGAGGAAGAGGAGGAAGAAGAAGAGCAAGACAUGGUGGACCCUCUAGAAACAAUACGAGCCAAGUGUGAGCAGACUGAACACUGUGUGCACACCAAGGAGCGUCUGGAAACAUGUGAAGCCCGAGUCGGCUCCCGAUCCAACACUGCUGAAGAAUGCACGGAAGAACUCUUUGACUUCCUGCAUGCACGGGACCAUUGUGUUGCGCACAAGCUGUUCCACCAUGUGAAAUAACCUGCCUGCUCAGCUCCCUCCACUUGCAGCUGUAGACUCUAUUUAACUGCUAAAAUUGUAAAAUAAUCAGGACUAUUCUGUUCUUCUGUGUAUUAGUGUAAAUUAAGUGUAUUGGGUUCCUUGACUAAAUACAUGCCACUUUUCCUGUAUACUGUGCAUACUUGUGUUGACUGGGUCAGGAGCAGUAUGUAGAAUAUGAGUCAAUGUUAAAGGAUGUGCAACGAAGGGAAUCAAACUAUCAAUUCUCACUGGUCAGUUAAUAAGCAAGAGCAAACAUGCUGCUCUGGCAAUGCAGUUUACCUCAGGUUUGGUCAUGGACUCAUCACUAACUUGAAAAUAAAUGUGUUUUUGGUGGUCAGUU
Messenger RNA from Perca flavescens (yellow perch), 775 nucleotides. RefSeq names its product cytochrome b-c1 complex subunit 6, mitochondrial. NCBI's taxonomy places the organism in Eukaryota, Metazoa, Chordata, Actinopteri, Perciformes, Percidae. Gene Ontology annotation, biological process: mitochondrial electron transport, ubiquinol to cytochrome c. Gene Ontology annotation, cellular component: respiratory chain complex III. Bases 121 to 414 code for a protein of 97 amino acids. The transcript has 4 exons. The record is from RefSeq and is a predicted model, not a curated record.